This is a messenger RNA of Ictalurus furcatus (blue catfish), 7519 nucleotides long. It is a transcript of the gene ascc3, whose product is annotated as activating signal cointegrator 1 complex subunit 3. NCBI's taxonomy places the organism in Eukaryota, Metazoa, Chordata, Actinopteri, Siluriformes, Ictaluridae. Gene Ontology annotation, molecular function: ATP binding; ATP hydrolysis activity; nucleic acid binding. The record is from RefSeq and is a predicted model, not a curated record. The coding region runs from base 120 to 6737 and encodes 2205 amino acids. The transcript has 42 exons.
GCUAGCUGAGGCUCGCUGUUGAAACUGACUGCACGUUGGAUUGAUUGAGAGCUGCUUACUGAGGCACUUUAACUGCAUGAGUACAUCUUCCCACCGAUGGUUGACUGAGCGGCAGCACUAUGACUCCUCCUCGGCUUACCGGUGCAUUGCGCUCUUUCUCCACGGUUAGCAAGCAGGAGGACCUCCCAUCCGAGCUGUAUGAUUUAAAGGCCAAGCGUUUGAAGAGACAGGAGCUGUUUGCUAGAGAGGGUCUGACCUGGGCAAAGCUUGUGCAGUUUUUCACACAACAGCUAGAGAAGAAGGAACAACAGAGAGAGUCUCAGGAGCUGAAAAAUCUUCUUCAAGCAGCCAAGCAGAUAGUGAGUACAGAUUUCGGACAGGAUGCCAUUGACAGUGCUGCAGUCUUCUUGUUCAAGACAUUCCAGAACAAAGAGCAGGUCAGCCAUGAAGAGACCCGGGCCAUUAAGCAGAUGUUCGGACCUUUCCCGGCCUCAGCAGCUGAUACUGCCUGUGCUGCUGUCAGCCAGCUGGUAGCUCAGCUUGGAGAGUCCCAGGUGGAAGCUUUCAUCCAGACCCAGACAACAAACAAGCCUAUAGAUCAUGGAAUGUCUUUUGGAAAGAACAUUGCCUUCUCUUUUGACGCUUAUGUCUUAGACAGUCUAGAUAGUCUUCCAUGGGAGGAGGAAAAUGGUGAGGGGCUGAGCCUGGACUUCAACAGCUUCUUGAGCAACCAUGCUGGCGGGCGUAGCUCUGGUUUGGAGAGCGUUGGAGCACCGUCAGUGAGCCAGAGCAACAGUGCUGACCGCUCCAUCCUUAGAAGAGAGGUGGAGAAGUACCUGUGUGGCGGCAACAUGGGUUCAUCCAGUGUAGAGGAGCUCUGUACCUCACUGUUUGAGAUGCUGGCUUCUACCAAGAGUGAUGAUGAACUUCAGAAUGAGCUCUUUGAGUUCCUUGGCCCUGAGGGAUUUGAGAUGAUCUCAACGCUUCUCCAGAAAAGGUCUGAUAUUGUGGACUCUGUUCUGUCUGCGCCACCAGACAGCAGAGUCAGCUUCCCACCUGAUGGGAUGCUUAAAAAUGUGGAGUCUGCUAAACCCACAUAUGGCUGUCAGGUUACCAUUCAGUCUGAGCAGGAGAGACAGAUGAUGAAACUCUACCGUCGGGAGGAGAAAAGGGAGAGGAAGAAAGAGAAACGAGGAGAUGAGAGCGAACUGUCAGAAGCGUUUUUUAAUUUUGACCCUAAGGAGCUGAGACUGCAGAGAGAGCAGGCGUUGCUGACCGCACGGCGUUCCCCAGUGUUAGGACAUCAGAGAGAAUAUGAGCGCAUUCACUACCCUAAUGUCUACGAUGCGUAUGCUGAGGCCACCAAGACCUCUGCCUUCAUCGGAGGCUCAAAGAUGCUGCUGCCUGAGAGCAUCCGGAGAGAGAAUAAUAAGAUGUUUGAACAGGUUGAGAUCCCACCCAACGAGCCCAUGCCUAUCGGCUUCCAGGAGAAGCCUGUUUACAUCACAGAGCUUGAUGAGAUUGGACAGCUGGUGUUUAAAGGUAUGAAGCGGCUAAACAGGAUCCAAUCCAUUGUUUUUGAGACGGCCUACAACACCAAUGAGAACAUGCUGGUGUGUGCUCCCACCGGAGCAGGCAAGACCAACAUCGCCAUGCUCACGGUUCUGCAUGAGAUCCGCCAGCACCUGCAGCCGGGAGGCCUCAUCCGCAAAGACCAGUUUAAGAUAGUAUAUGUAGCUCCAAUGAAGGCUUUAGCUGCUGAGAUGACUAAUUACUUCAGUAAGCGCUUGGAGCCACUGGGCAUCGCUGUCAAAGAGCUGACAGGCGACAUGCAGCUGACCAAAGGGGAAAUUCUCCGCACUCAGAUGUUGGUCACAACUCCGGAGAAGUGGGACGUGGUGACGAGGAAAAGUGUUGGAGACGUGGCUCUGUCCCAGAUCGUUCGCUUGCUUAUACUGGAUGAGGUGCACCUGCUGCAUGAAGACAGAGGACCCGUCUUGGAGAGCCUGGUGGCCAGGACGCUGCGGCAGGUGGAGUCAACUCAGAGCAUGAUUCGCAUCCUGGGCCUGUCUGCCACGCUGCCUAAUUACUUGGACGUGGCAUCAUUCCUGCAUGUGAACCCAUACAUCGGCCUGUUCUUCUUCGACAGCCGCUUUCGCCCUGUUCCCCUUGGACAAACCUUUGUAGGAAUUAAGACUACAAAUAAGAUUCAGCAGCUGCAUGACAUGGAAGAGGUUUGCUACGACAAAGUGCUGGAGCAGAUUAAAGCUGGAUAUCAGGUGAUGGUUUUUGUCCAUGCCCGUAACUCCACUGUGCGCACUGCCAUGAAUCUGAUUGAGAUGGCCAAGAACCGAGGAGAAUCAUCGUUCUUCCAGGCAGAGCAGGGGCCGGAUUAUGGCCAUUGUGAGAAGCAGGUGCAGCGCUCACGGAAUAAGCAGAUGAGGGAGAUGUUUCCAGAUGGAUUUGGGAUCCACCAUGCUGGGAUGCUGAGGCAGGACCGCACACUCAUGGAGAACAUGUUUUCCAGAGGCUACCUAAAGGUCCUGGUGUGCACAGCCACUCUGGCCUGGGGUGUCAACCUGCCUGCUCAUGCAGUCAUUAUUAAGGGUACUCAAAUCUAUGAUGCGAAGAGGGGCACAUUGGUGGACCUGGGCAUCCUGGAUGUGAUGCAGAUUUUUGGCCGUGCUGGCCGUCCUCAGUUUGAUAAAUACGGAGAGGGCACCAUCAUCACCUCACACGACAAGCUGAGCCACUACCUCACCCUGCUCACGCAACAGAACCCCAUAGAGAGUCAGUUCCAUGCCAGCCUGGCUGAUAACCUCAAUGCUGAGGUGGCUUUAGGAACUGUGACCAACAUUGAAGAAGCUGUCAAGUGGUUGAGCUACACCUACCUCUAUGUACGAAUGAGAGCCAAUCCACUUGCUUACGGCAUCAAUCACAAGGCCUACCAGAUGGAUCCCAGGCUGGAGUUGUACAGGAAAGAGUUAGUAGUGGAAGCUGGGCGGAAGCUCGAUAAAGCUCGGAUGAUCCGUUUUGAUGAGAGGACUGGUUAUUUUGCUUCUACUGACCUUGGCAGAACAGCCAGCCACUUCUACAUAAAGUAUAACACAAUUGAGACGUUCAACGACCUGUUCGACGCUCAGAAAACCGAAGCCGACAUCCUGAGUAUUGUAUCUAAAGCAGAGGAAUUUGAGCAGGUUAAGGUCCGAGACGAGGAACUGGAGGAACUGGAGAAGUUGUUGAGUUGCUUUUGUGAACUGCCAGCAGCUGGUGGAGUAGAGAAUGGCUACGGCAAGAUCAACAUACUGCUGCAGACCUACAUUGGCCGCGGCGAGGUGGACAGCUUCUCCCUCAUCUCUGACCUGUCUUAUGUGGCCCAGAAUGCUGCACGUAUCAUGAGGGCUCUGUUUGAGAUCGCUCUGAGGAAGCGCUGGCCAGCCAUGACGUACAGGCUGCUCAAUCUCUGUAAGGUAAUUGAUAAGCGCCUGUGGGGAUGGGCACACCCCCUGCGUCAGUUCGCCACACUGCCUCCCACUGUGCUGUCCAGGCUGGAGGACAAGAAUCUCACUGUGGACAAGCUUAAAGAUAUGCGCAAAGACGAGAUAGGUCACAUGUUACACCACGUGAAUAUAGGCUUGAAGGUGAAGCAGUGUGUCCACCAGAUUCCUGCAAUACUGAUGGAAGCUACCAUUCAGCCAAUCACACGAACCGUCCUGCGCGUGCGUCUCACCAUCACCCCCGACUUCAGGUGGAAUGACCAGGUGCACGGCUCUGUUGGAGAACCGUGGUGGCUGUGGGUGGAGGACCCUAUCAACGAUCACAUUUAUCACACAGAGUAUUUCCUCCUUCAGAAGAAACAGGUGGUGAGUGAGGAGCCUCAGCAGGUGGUGUUCACCAUCCCGAUCUUUGAGCCCAUGCCAUCACAGUACUACAUCCGUGCUGUGUCAGACCGCUGGCUGGGCUCUGAGGCCGUGUGUGUCAUCAAUUUCCAGCACCUCAUUCUACCUGAAAGACACCCCCCACACACAGAGCUCCUGGACCUACAGCCAUUGCCCGUGACAGCGUUGGGCAACAGGGAGUAUGAGAGUCUGUAUAAGUUCACCCAUUACAAUCCCAUUCAGACGCAAAUCUUCCACACGCUCUACCACACUGACACCAACGUGCUGCUCGGAGCACCAACCGGCUCAGGAAAAACCAUCGCAGCAGAGAUGGCUAUCUUCAGAGUUUUCAACAAUUACCCUACGGCUAAGGCGGUCUACAUUGCUCCACUGAAAGCACUGGUCAGGGAGAGGAUUGAAGACUGGAAAGUCAGGAUCGAGGAGAAGCUUGGGCGGAAGGUGGUAGAGCUGACAGGCGAUGUGACUCCGGACAUGCGGGCCAUAGCUCAGGCUGAUUUGAUUGUCACCACUCCAGAGAAGUGGGAUGGAGUUAGCCGCAGCUGGCAGAAUCGCAGCUAUGUACAGAAAGUGGCCAUCCUUAUUAUUGAUGAAAUCCACCUGCUUGGGGAGGACAGAGGGCCUGUUCUGGAGGUCAUUGUAUCUAGGACAAAUUUCAUCUCGUCCCACACCUCUAAGACUGUGCGAGUGGUUGGGCUCUCCACAGCACUCGCCAACGCGCGAGACCUCGCAGACUGGCUGGGCAUCGGACAGGUGGGAUUGUUUAAUUUCCGGCCUUCAGUUCGUCCGGUCCCAUUGGAGGUGCACAUACAAGGCUUCCCUGGGCAACACUAUUGUCCUCGCAUGGCCAGCAUGAAUAAACCCACCUUCCAAGCCAUCCGCAGCCAUUCCCCUGCCAAGCCUGUCCUGAUAUUUGUGUCCUCUCGACGGCAGACACGUCUUACUGCGCUUGACCUGAUCGCCUUUUUGGCUACAGAGGAUGACCCGAAACAGUGGUUACACCAGGAUGAGAGAGAGAUGACAGAUAUAAUUGCCACAGUGAGGGAUUCGAACCUCAAGUUGACUCUUGCCUUUGGCAUUGGUUUGCAUCACGCUGGUCUACACGAGAGAGACAGGAAGACUGCGGAAGAGCUGUUUGUCAACUGCAAGAUUCAGGUCUUAAUCGCCACUAGUACUCUGGCCUGGGGUGUGAAUUUUCCAGCCCAUUUAGUGAUUGUGAAAGGCACAGAAUACUUUGAUGGAAAAACACACCGUUACGUGGAUUACCCAAUUACAGAUGUUCUACAGAUGAUGGGGAGGGCAGGUAGACCUCAAUACGAUGACCAGGGCAAAGCGGUCAUACUUGUGCAUGACAUCAAGAAAGAUUUCUACAAAAAGUUCCUCUAUGAACCCUUCCCUGUCGAGUCGAGCUUGCUUGGCGUUUUGGCUGAUCACUUGAAUGCGGAGAUAACUGCAGGAACUAUUGCUUCCAAGCAGGAUGCCAUGGAUUACAUCACCUGGACAUACUUCUUCCGCCGACUCGUCAUGAAUCCCAGCUACUACAAUUUAGAUGACAUCACCCACAAGACUAUAAACAAGUACCUGUCCAAUCUGGUGGAAAGAACCCUCAGAGAUCUGGAAUGUUCUUACUGUAUGGAAAUACAAGAGGAUGAGCGCACCAUAGAACCUCUUACGUAUGGCCGCAUCGCCUCAUAUUAUUACCUGAAACACCAGACUGUUCGCAUGUUUAAGGAGCGACUGAAGCCAGAGCUUCCUAUCCAGGAGCUGCUGUCCAUCCUCACGGAUGCAGAGGAAUAUGCUGAACUGCCAGUGCGCCAUAACGAAGAUCAGUUGAACAGCGAGCUAGCCCAGCGGCUUCCUCUGCAGGUCAAUCCACACUCGUACGACAGCGCCCACACCAAGGCCAACCUGCUGUUGCAGGCCCACUUCAGCCGAGCCCAGCUGCCCUGCAGUGAUUAUGGCACAGACACAAAGACCGUCCUGGACAACACCAUCCGCAUCUGUCAGGCCAUGUUGGACGUGGUGGCGAAUGAGGGCUGGCUGGUGUCUGCUCUGGGCAUCUGUAAUCUGGUCCAGAUGAUCGUUCAGGCUAGGUGGCUUCACGACUCCUCUCUGCUCACCCUGCCUCAUAUAGACCAGCAGAACCUGUACCUCUUCAGGAAAUGGAGCACCAAAGGUGGGAAGGGUGGAACCCGACGUUAUCAAGGCCCAAUCGAAGGGCUUCCUGAGCUCAUAGCUGCCUGUGAUGGAAGAGAGGAGAUCUUUACAGCCAUGGUGAAGGAGGAGUUUGAGCCCCAACAGAUCACUCAGAUGUGGGCUGUUGUAAGCCACUUGCCUGUGCUGGAGGUCAGUUUGAGUGUGAAGGGCUGGUGGGAAGGAUGUGACGAACAGACUGAGCGUGCUCUGUCCAGCAGUGUAGCCAACAUCAGGGACCAGAGCAGCUGGCUGCCCGUGCACCCUGACCAGGAAUAUGUCCUCCAAGUGUCCCUGCAGCGUCUCAAUGCAGGCCGGCAAAGAAGGAAGCAGGACAGCAAGGCGCAGGCCCCGCGUUUCCCCAAGUCCAAAGACGAGGGUUGGUUCCUGGUGCUGGGUGAGGUAGACAAGAGGGAACUUCUGGCCGUCAAACGAGUGGGAUAUGUCCGCAACCGGAACGUGACCUCAGUGGCCUUCUACACACCUGAACAGACUGGGAAGUGUAUCUACACACUCUAUCUGAUGAGUGACAGUUACCUGGGCUUGGAUCAGCAGUACGACAUCCACCUGAAUGUGAUUCCUGCCAGCAUCGCUGCCCAGGUCAACGCCAAGGUCACUGAUAGCAUGAGCGACAUGAACUUGAAGUGACCUCUUAUCCAGUGAUACUACACACACACACUGACUCUGUGUGUGUGUGUGUGUGUGUGUGUGUGUGUGUGUGUGUGUGUGUGUGUGUGUGUGAUGGUGGCACAGCCUUAGGCUUCCUAGUUAUUCCUGGGAAGAUGCUGUAGAGAUCAGCAUGGGUGUGGCAACAUGAGGAUGUGGGGAGCAAAUUGGCCUUGCAAGAGAAGUGUAGGAGUCUGCUUGGUAAUAAGAUUCUAAUAAUAAUAGCACUGCUUAAAAUUGGAGCACAUUACGGUGGGGUUAGAAUGCUUGCUUAAUUGACUAGAAUGUGUGAGCCAUAUGUUUGUUGGUACAUGUGUGCAGUUUGCAAACUCAAAGAGGCUGGAAGGAACUUUCUGGAGCAGGAGGUUAGGAAUUCUGUGCAGGUGUGUGAAACAUGCUCCUCUGUGAAGCUCUGGGUUCUGCCAGACUGUCCCAUCUGGUUUGUGAAAUUCUCUCUCUCUCUCUCAUUCUCUCUCUCUCUCUCUUUUUCUCUCUCUCUCUCUCACUCUCACUCUCACCCCCCACCUGUUUUCAACACCCUGUUCUGGAAAGCCUCAGGGACAUACAGGUGCCAAAUACAUUUAGGACAGUCAUGGAAAGAUUAAUUUAUUUAAGAAAAAAAAAGAAAGAAAUUGUUUUAAGAACUUGCAUGUGUUUAUGUAUUAUGUUUUGUUGCUUCACAGCUUAGCUACCAAACAGAGCUCAUACACUUUCAUUUGUUUUGGGGGGUUUUGGGGUUGUUGUUUUUUUGUUUUGUUUUGUUU